Durio zibethinus is the source of this 1955-nucleotide messenger RNA. RefSeq lists its product as uncharacterized. The record is from RefSeq and is a predicted model, not a curated record. Lineage: Eukaryota; Viridiplantae; Streptophyta; Magnoliopsida; Malvales; Malvaceae.
UGAAAAUCCUAGCUGACUUUGAUAAUGUGAUGGUCUUUUGUUUCCCUCAAACACAUCCCAAUGCUAGGCGGUUCCAAGAAAGAUGCAUUGUCAAUUAUGAUGAGUUACGUAUUAUUAUUGGGAAUGGGCAAUGAUCAAUCAAUAGCAAGCUGUUUGGAAAAUGAUGCAGAAACUCAAAUGCAAUCUGCUGCCAGUGAAGAUGGUUUAGACACUGCCAGUUCGUCUGACAUUCAGAGUGAUGACAACCACAUCAAAAACUUGAGGUGGACUGAUGCAAUGGAUUACUACCCAUUUAAGAGUCUUGCAGAGAAAGUGAAGGAAGGGUAUAAAAUGGACAGUACCUUACAGUGGGAGGCAUAUGACACUGCUCUUUCAACCUAAAUUAUAAAGUUGCGCUUGCAUUGACAAAAGAUCACAUUAGGAAUCGGGUUAAAACUUGGAAGAAACAGUAUGGCACUUUAAAGCAACUCUUUUCUCAUCCUGGUUUCAAAUGGGAUAAAACACGAAAGAUGAUCAUUGCAGAUGACUCGGUAUGGACCAACUAUGUCAAGGCUCACCCCGAUGCCAGGAUUUUCAGUGGAAGAGUUAUUAUUGAAAACUAUGAUAACUUGUGCACAAUCUUUGGCAAUAAUAAUGAGGUUGCAGAGGCUGUUGAUAUUUCCCCUGUUCAGAAUGGUGGCAAGGUCAAAGAUCAAGCAAAGAACAUGAGGUGGACAUAUGAGAUGGACCAAUGCCUCAGCAAGGUUCUUGCAGAGCAAGUCAAACUUGGGAAUAAGAGUAAAUUAGACAACAAAUUACGACCUGCAGCAUCUGUGGCAGCUGAUUCAGCUUUGAAUGAAAGGUUUCAGCUUGACUUGACAAGAGAGCAUGUAAGGAAUCAUCUCAAGACGUGGAAGAAACAUUAUGAGAUUCUGAAGGGGCUCCUGCAUCACAGUGAUUUUGAAUGGGAUAAAGCACACACUAUGAUCAUAGCAAAUGACUCUGCAUGGAAUCAAUAUAUUAAGAGAAAUCCAGAUGCUAGAUCUUUCCGAGGACAGGUCAUCGGAAACUACAAUGAGCUAUGUGCCAUCUUUGGUUGUGAUGAUCUUCCUGGAGGUUUAUUAAAUAGUACUAAUGAUGAUGUAAAUUUGACAGCAAAUAAUGAAGCUGCAGAUACGGAGUUUUACAAUCAGAGUGAUGUUGCAAAAGACAAAGGGAAGUACAUAUUAUGGACAGAUGAGAUGGACCGAUGUUUGACAGAACAGCUGGUGGAGCAAGUGACUCUUGGAAAUAAGCUUCAGAAAAGUUUUAAACCAAUGGCAUUUAGAGCUGCUCUUUCUGUUCUAAACAAAAAGUUUUCAUUGGAAUUGACAACAGAAAAUAUUAGAAACAGGCUCAGGACCUGGAAGAAACAAUACAGACUUGUGAAAGAACUCCUCUCUCAGCAAGGAUUUGAAUGGGAUGAGAGACAAAAGAUGGUUAUCACUAAUGACUCGGAUUGGAGAGAGGGCAUCAAGACCUUAAUCAUCUUAACAAUCCAAGGAGACAUUAAAGAGGAGGCAUAAUAAUGAUGUAAUGUUAGAGAUGAAGUGCUAUGGCAGAAAACAUUGGUAGGAUUGCUGAUGCAUUGACGGAAAAGACUGUUUCAAAUGAUGCAGACAAUUCCUGCCUUUGACGAUGAUCUUAUAGUUGACGCUUGUGAGUAUCUUUCUUUUGAUGAUAGGAGGGCCAGGAUGUUUAUGAAAUUGGAUGAGAGGUAAAGAAAAAAGUGGUUAUUGAAAAGGUUGCGGGGUUAAGAUAGUUGAAUACUUUUUUCCUUUAAAUCUUUAUUCGUUUUUUCCCUCAUUCUAUUGGUUGCCUUAGUCUCAUUUCAGACCUUCUAUGUUUCUCAAACGAGAGUUUGUUGGAUAUAGGAAAAUUUUUAUCUCACAAUGCAUAUGUACACAUCAAACACAAAAUAUAUUUUUUGUUUUUAA